AUGGUAAAAUCCAACCACGUCCGAUCUAUUAGCUUUCCCAGCAGAUCACAUCCGAGCAUUCAAAAGGUGGAAGAAGAGCUCACCAAGCUCAAAACAUUACAAGUAUCAGUCACUCCAGAAGCAGCUACAAUCAGCAGUGGUCUUCUUGGAUUAGAACAGCUGUACAAGUGCAUGGAUGAUCUUCUUAACUUGCCACAAACCCUUCAAGCCAUCUCCCAACAUCAGAAUAAGAAAUGGGUUGAUGGCUUAUUGGAGAAAUCAGUGAGGCUUCUUGAUAUUUGUGGUCUAGCAAGAGACUGCAUCUCUCAGUUGAAGGAACAUUUGAGAGAUCUGCAAUCCUCCCUAAGGAGAAGAAAGGGAGAUUCAAGUACUGAAGAUAGCAUCACCAGAUACUCUUCAUUCAUAAAGAAGAUGAACAAGGAUGCAAAAAAGUCAAUUGCAGCAAUAAAGAAAAUCGAUGGUGAGAUCGAUGGAUCAACACCCUUAGAUGUGAAUCAUGACAUCUCAGCAGUGAUCAGAGCCCUAAGAGAAGCAAGUGCAGUGAGCACUUCUAUUUUCCAGUUUGUCCUGCUUUUCUUGUCUGUGCCAGUUUUGAAGCCUAAGCCAUCUCGGUGGUCACUGGUUUCAAAAUUGGUACAAAGUGGAAGAGUAGCAUGUGAAUACCAACACGACAACACUUGCAAUCUGGAGACAUUGGAAGCUCAACUUGAGGCCAUUGAGAAUCAAAUGGAAAGCAUAUUUAGGUGCUUGAUUAAAUUAAGGAGCUCUCUCCUGAACAUCAUCUCUUGCUAAGCAAUUGUAAAGCCAUACUUGUAUAUAAUCAAUUUUGUAGUUACUCGAGAAAUACGAUACAGAAAUG
Ipomoea triloba (trilobed morning glory) is the source of this 859-nucleotide messenger RNA. RefSeq lists its product as uncharacterized. The transcript has 2 exons. Lineage: Eukaryota; Viridiplantae; Streptophyta; Magnoliopsida; Solanales; Convolvulaceae. The record is from RefSeq and is a predicted model, not a curated record. Bases 1 to 792 code for a protein of 263 amino acids. Gene Ontology annotation, biological process: root development; shoot system development.